This is a messenger RNA of Hippocampus zosterae (dwarf seahorse), 2729 nucleotides long. RefSeq names its product abhydrolase domain containing 18 (gene abhd18). The transcript has 14 exons. The record is from RefSeq and is a predicted model, not a curated record. NCBI's taxonomy places the organism in Eukaryota, Metazoa, Chordata, Actinopteri, Syngnathiformes, Syngnathidae. The coding region runs from base 731 to 2125 and encodes 464 amino acids.
ACAUCCUUUCUGGAGGGUUACUGACUUCCGAUAUUUCAAUAGCUUGCUUCCAAUAAAUUCACAGAAAAUACAGCUACGUUUGUACAGAGAGUGGGGUAAUGUCAAAUAGAACUUUUUAGCAGAAAUGUCUGCAUGUUUGCUUGGAAAAUUACUCACUGAACCGCAAUGUCGGGCGACUGAAAAGCUUUUAGAAUGAAUGAGCAACGCUAAGCUUCUGUCAGCUCAAGAUGAAACUUUGGACAACGAACAAAAUUUCAUUCGAUGUGAAGAUAAUGUGUGAACGUUCUCCGUUCAACCAGGAAGCACAGCGACUCGGGCACGAAAGUUAGCUGGUCAAUGGACACGCUUACUUGCAUUCGGAGCAAGAACUUGCGUUGUUGUUUUGCGACUGCGAAUAGAUGCACAUACAGAACAUCUCGCCAGUUUCAUUUUCCAUACACGUUUGGUGAUAAUUUUCUUGAAGCGUUUAGGCAUGUUAAUAUGCGGGUUCCCGUUGUGCUCUAAUUUGUAGAUAGUGCAAAUUGUUGUUGCGCAAAUGUUUGCAUUGUUACGGUAGUUACGCUGAGUGCGAAUUCAGAUUGAAGGUCACCAGUUAUUUCGACCGACAUUGUGUGUCUGGAAUGUUUCAUUACGAAAUAACUUGCUGUGAUUUUUGACGAUAUUUCUGGACUUUAUGGUGACCCUCUUUGCGCUCGCCUGGCCUACGAGUUGAUAUGCCUGGUGCUGGUCCAUGGGUGUGAGUCGACUGGACGUAUUUUACAGAAGGCUACUCCUCAGCAAACUCUUCAUUGGGGGUUGGGGAAAGCCUGAAGACCUCAAGAGAAUUUUUGAGUUCCGUAAGAUUAUAGGAGACAGAGAGAGGUGUAAGUCUCUGGUGCCCAAGGACUAUCCGGUAUAUAUAAACAAGACCGAGGUGCAUGCUGAUUGCUACAUCCAUGACGGUGUCUUUGUUUCACCUCUGGAGCACUUAGUACCCGGAAUCCUGCCAACAGAGGCUGUGAAAGCAAGGUUCCAGUUUAUAGUUCCGAAAAGAUGGCAGAGCAACAGGCCAGUAUGUAUUCAUUUGGCUGGCACUGGAGAUCAUUUUUUCUGGCGCCGAAGGACCCUGAUGGCCAGGCCGAUGGUCAAAGAAGCGGGAAUGGCUUCUCUGCUUUUGGAGAACCCUUAUUAUGGCUAUCGUAAACCAAAAGACCAGUUGCGGUCCUGUCUCAAGAAUGUGUCAGACCUGUUUGUGAUGGGUGGAGCUCUUAUCUUGGAGUCCUCCGUGCUUCUCCAUUGGCUGGAGAGUGAGGGCUACUCGCCUGUUGGAAUGACCGGUAUCUCCAUGGGAGGAUAUAUGUCCUCCUUAGCAGUGACGAAUUGGCCGAAGCCUAUCCCGCUGAUUCCUUGCCUGUCAUGGUCCACUGCCUCGAGUGUCUUCACCACGGGGGUGCUCAGUAAAGCAGUGAAUUGGUCAGAACUGGAGAAGCAAUAUGCCAUUAAUUCGGUGUAUGAAGAAGAGAUCAUGAAGCUGUUGGAGUAUUGUGGGGCCGACUCCUUCAAGAUGGCUCAGGAGUUUGUCAAACACUCGGCAGGUCGAGAGAAUUCCUUCGAGCUUCUGCUGGACCAGCCGAGAGAAGAUGGCGUCUCAGUGGGCUGCUACUCCAGAGCAGGAGGAAAGGCGGAAAUUGGGCCUGACCUGUGGAUCGGCAAGGGCGUGGCUCACACGUUGGACACAUCAUUAUCAGUGGACAGCACCAAGACAAGUUCAGACACUUUACCUAGUGGCUUCAAAGCAACCAAAUCACAGAUUGUGAAGAAGAAGGCAGAUUCAGCCAAAAUUUGUCGGCCAUCGUUACACGGCGAGUCGAUAAGCUUCAUGAAGGGAGUGAUGGACGAGUGUACACACAUGGCAAACUUCUCUGUCCCCGUUGACACCAGUCUUAUCAUCGUGGUGCAGGCCAAAGAGGACGCCUAUAUCCCUCGGACAGGGGUCCUCAGUCUGCAGGAGAUCUGGCCUGGAUGCGAAGUCCGUUAUCUGAAUGGAGGACAUAUCAGUGCUUAUCUGUUCAAACAGAAUGUCUUCAGACAAGCCAUCUAUGAUGCAUUCAACAGAUUCUGCCUGAAGUAUCCCCACCUUGUGUAGCUAUGGCAACCCAAGAGGCCCUUAGCACUUGCACUCUGUGUGUGUGUGUGUGUGUGUGUGUGUGUGUGUGUGUGUGUGUGUGUGUGUGUGUGUGUGUGUGUGUGUGUGUGUGUGUGUGUGUGUGUGUGUGUGUGUGUGUGUGUGUGUGUGUGUGUGUGUGUGUGUGUGUGUGUGUGUGUGUGUGUGUGUGUGUGUGUGUGUGUGUGUGUGUGCAAAUUCACUAACGAGGAAAACCCAGCGCUCUCACACACAUGCUUACAGCCUCAGACUGUGUGUGUUCGUGUGUGUGUGUGUGUGUGUGUGUGUGUGUGUGUGCGUGCGUGCGCGUGUUUGCGCGCGUGUUUGCGUGCGCGCGUUUGCGUGCGCGCGUUUUGUCCAGUACACAAUACAGUUCUUCCAUACCGUCCACUUGCAACUCUCAGCCUGUCGAGAGAAAUGCAAUUGUUCAGCUUCAAAAUUAUGUUGUUUUUUUUAUGUUAAGUGAUUGUGAUAAUUAUUUGUGGUUUCCCUCAAACACACAUUUUGCCAGCUGAAACUAAUUGCCGUUGCAGUUGUUUUAAAAUGUUUUAUUCAUAAUAUUAUACUGCAUCGUGUUUCUUUUUCA